CCAUGGUUCAUUCUGAUUGAUCUCGCUCUCAACCUCGUUUUCGUAGAUUUCAUCCAAUUACUUUGCAAUAUGGAAAAUAAUGCUAUUCAAGUAUGCAUUCCAACGCCAAUAAAUGUAAGUUCAGGGGGCUAUUGGGGGGAUCGAGGGUAUAGUGUUAAUGAAUAUUCAUUGCCGAGAUUGGAGCUUCAGGCUGGAAUAGUUCUCGGACCUGGACUUAGAAAACUCGUAAAGGACAAAUAUGAAAACAUGGAAGUGCUUGGAACCACAGCUGCUAUAGGCUUUGUGUUGUUUGUUUUCCAAUGUGCGGUGAAAACAGAUUUAGGAAUGAUGAAGAAAUCGGGGAUAAUGCCUUGGUGCAUUGGUGUUUUGUCCUUGUAUUUGCCUAUAUAUUUUGGUUACUCGAACACGUUAUCUAUACGGCGAGAUCGCAGGUAUCAACACAAUACUAUUAAGAAUCUGCGACCUCCGCUUUUGUCAUCAAUUUUCGCCAUGACAUCCUUUCCAAUGGUAGCAAUGCUCCUUGAAGAGCUGAAAAUCUUGAAUUCUGAACUCGGCAGACUGGGAUUAUCAUCAGCCCUUGUGGCUGACCUAUUAGGCUUAACCACUUCUGUGGUUAACGAGAUGAUAAAUUUAGAAAAGGUAGCAAGACAUGCUUCAUCCAAAGAUUUUCCAUACUAUUCAGUGAUGCUAGCGUCACCUAUUUUGGCCGUCAUUGCUGCCGUAUUCCUGCUCAGGCCAGCGAUGAAGUGGGUGGUUAGAAACACUCCUGAAGAUAGGCCCGUGAAAGAUUUCUAUGUUUAUGCCAUCCUAUUUUUGGUUCUGUUGACAACUUACGUUACAAGAUUUAACACCGUUUUCCUCGUCUGGUUUCCUUUAGUUAUUGGGUUGGCCGUGCCAGAGGGACCGCCAUUUGGGUCUACUUUGGUGAGCAAGUUUGAUGGCAUCCUCAAUGGGCUUUUAUUGCCCAUUUGCGUCGCAACCAUCUCCUUGAGAUUUAAUUUCUCGUCUGAAGACUUGGGGAACAAACUUGUGCACAAGUAUACAUUUCUUUGCUUGGAAACAUUGGUCGUUAAAUUCUGUGUAUCGUUCGUGCUAUCCCUAACGUUAUGCAAAAUGCCCAUAAAAGAUUCCGCAUCACUUGCUCUCAUCCUGAACAAUAGAGGCGUUGUUGACAUCGGAUUAUUUGCUUUUACUUAUGAUUACGUGAAGAUAAAUGAUGCUUUGUACACUAUGAUUUCACUUAUCUUUGUUGCCAUGGGAACUACUGGACCAGUACUCGUGAAAUUGCUGUAUGAUCCCUCAAAAAAAUAUGCAGCAUAUCAGAAAAGGAACAUUGCGGAUUUGAAGCGAAACAGUGAGCUGCAGAUAGUUGCUUGCAUCCAUACACCAAAUGAUGUUAUACCAAUGAUCAAACUUUUGGAUGUCACGUGCCCGAAUAAAGAAAAUCCCCUGGCCAUCAAUGUUCUUCACCUAGUAAAGCUCACCGGCCGGGCAUCUUCACUUUUCAUUUCCCACCAGAAGCAAGCCAAGACCACAUCUGAUUUAUCCUAUUUUGGAAACGCUACUUUUCUCUUUUACCAAUUCGAGCAAAGCAACUGGGGGGCUGUGUCCGUAAAUGUCUUCACCGCGGUCUCUCCACCUAACUCAAUGCAUGAUGAUAUUUGCAAUCUUGCAUUCGACAAACAGUCAUCCCUAAUCCUGCUACCGUUCCAUCAGAGAUGGUGUCCUGAUGGAACUAUUGAGUUUGAGGACAACGAAAUAAGGACCCUUAACUCUCAAAUUCUAAAUGUAUCACCAUGUUCUGUGGGAAUUUUCAUUGACCGUGCCACACUAAGUCACCAUGGCACUGUAAGUCGAUCCAUUUCCACAGCAUCAAGAUCAUCAUCUUCAGCUACAUCAUUCAACGUCGCCAUGAUUUUCCUAGGAGGUGCUGAUGACAGAGAGGCAUUGAUUUUCGCCAAACGCUUUGCCCAAAACGACAGGGCUAGCUUGACUGUCAUUGCCCUCGAAGCAAAUACCAACACAGGUAUGCCCGAGUGGGACAUAAUGCUUGAUUCUGUUGUGUUAAGGGAUGUGAAAAGUACUGAAGGGAUCAAAUACAUGGAGACGGUUGUCAAAGUGGGAUCGGAAACUGCAAUGAUUCUUCGGUCAGUAGCUAGUGAAUACAACUUGGUAGUGGUUGGAAGACGAAAUAAUAUAGACAGUCCCCAAACGUCAGGUCUAAAAGAAUGGAGUGAAAUCCAUGAGCUUGGGGUUAUUGGUGACUUGCUUGUAUCGAAAGAUUUAGAAGGGACAUGCUCGAUUUUAAUCAUUCAGCAACAGAAGGUAAAGCGGUAAGCCAAAUGUACAAUUAGCACCUUUUUUUCAAGGAAUAUACCUUAUUUUUUUCAAAAUGGAUUAUCUUGACACAUGUUGAGAUUUAAGAUCAUUCAAUCAACUAGCUCCCUAGGUCAAUUGGUUCAUCCUCAAAGCCUUAGAGCUUGACAUAUAAAGGUUGGAUUGAGUUCAACUCCAACUGAAGCUUUGUAAAGUAUCCCCUGCCCCAAAUUCCCCACCUUUUUGUUCAAGAAAUGUACAUUACUUUU
Messenger RNA from Rubroshorea leprosula, 2585 nucleotides. NCBI's taxonomy places the organism in Eukaryota, Viridiplantae, Streptophyta, Magnoliopsida, Malvales, Dipterocarpaceae. The record is from the annotation of a GenBank genome assembly.